UUGUGCGCUUGGAGAACAAGACUGUUGAAGAAGAUCCUUAUUUGAAAAAGAGAACAAGGAUGCGUAGGUGGCUGUGCUGCACUUGUCAUGUAGAGGAGUCUUAUCAACAGAACGAAAAUGAGCACCUCAAAAGCCCAAGGAAUAAUGCUGAUGGGCACCAAAGAGGCUCUAAGACAUCGGCUCCAGUGAAACCCGAAGUUCAGAGGGCUGUACCUCCCAUCGAGGUGCCUUCUUUGUCUCUUGAGGAACUGAAAGAGAAAACCGAAAACUUCGGGUCAAAGGCAUUAAUUGGUGAAGGAUCGUACGGGAGAGUAUACUUUGCACAAUUGAGUGAUGGAAAAGAGGUUGCUGUCAAGAAACUUGAUGUGUCAUCUGAGCCUGAUUCAAAUGUUGAGUUCUUGACACAGGUUUCCAUGGUGUCAAGAUUGAAGCAUGACAAUCUUGUUGAAUUGCUUGGUUACUGUGUAGAUGGCAGUCUCCGUGUCUUGGCUUAUGAGUUUGCCACCAUGGGAUCUCUACAUGACAUUUUGCACGGAAGGAAAGGAGUACAAGGGGCACAACCUGGUCCUGUACUUGACUGGAUGCAACGGGUGAAAAUUGCUGUUGAUGCUGCGAGGGGACUGGAAUAUUUGCACGAAAAGUCUCAGCCUUCAAUGAUUCACAGAGAUAUCAGAUCCAGUAAUGUACUUUUGUUUGAAGACUACAAAGCCAAAAUUGCAGAUUUUAACCUUUCAAAUCAGGCUCCUGACAUGGCUGCCCGCCUCCACUCUACUCGUGUGCUUGGAACCUUUGGUUAUCAUGCUCCAGAAUAUGCAAUGACAGGGCAAUUGACACAGAAGAGUGAUGUUUAUAGCUUUGGAGUUGUUCUGCUUGAGCUCCUUACUGGAAGGAAGCCUGUUGAUCAUACCAUGCCUCGUGGUCAACAGAGUCUUGUUACUUGGGCUACUCCAAGACUGAGUGAGGACAAAGUCAAACAGUGUGUUGACCCAAAACUCAAGGGAGAGUAUCCAGCUAAAGCGGUCGCCAAGCUGGCAGCAGUUGCAGCAUUGUGCGUGCAGUAUGAAGCUGAGUUUCGCCCGAAUAUGAGUAUUGUUGUGAAGGCGCUUCAGCCUCUGUUGAAAUCAGUUGUACCUGCUCCUGAGAUCCAGCACCCUUAAACUCCGGAAGCUCUUUGUGUUUGUUUUUUUUGUGUGUUUGCACAGUUUGGGCCUGCAUAAUGACCUUUCACUGAUCACUUCGGCACUCCCUUCGACACAAUAUUUUUAUUUUUUUUCAUUUUCCGUUUCUCUGAUUUCGAGAAAUUGUUGGAUUUGUACUUGUGAUUCCAUUUCUGGUGUUGGUAGUGAAUAUCUUUUAUAAAUCAUGACCGAAUGGAUCGAUGGAUAUGGAUUGAGUUUGUUUUUUUUUUUUUUCUUUCCCCCCGAGUCGAAAGGGUUUGUGGUUUCAGUUCUUAAACAUAUAUUUUGCUUCUUUUUAAACAAUGUGAUUUGUAUUGGUUUGUUUAAGUUCGUGCAUUCUUUGGUAAAUUUUCGACCUACCGUCUCAUUUGGGUGAUACGAACUCGUUUAAUAGGGACGAUAUAUUGUUGAUUUCGAUAUUUA
Erythranthe guttata (spotted monkey flower) is the source of this 1601-nucleotide messenger RNA. The record is from RefSeq and is a predicted model, not a curated record. NCBI's taxonomy places the organism in Eukaryota, Viridiplantae, Streptophyta, Magnoliopsida, Lamiales, Phrymaceae.